Messenger RNA from Castor canadensis (American beaver), 1205 nucleotides. It is a transcript of the gene Hpf1, whose product is annotated as histone PARylation factor 1. NCBI's taxonomy places the organism in Eukaryota, Metazoa, Chordata, Mammalia, Rodentia, Castoridae. Gene Ontology annotation, cellular component: nucleus. The record is from RefSeq and is a predicted model, not a curated record. Gene Ontology annotation, biological process: regulation of protein ADP-ribosylation; DNA damage response. Gene Ontology annotation, molecular function: poly-ADP-D-ribose binding; histone binding.
UCGUCGGCGCUCGGAAGCCGCCGGAACGUGGGGCUCCGCGGGCCCUCCCUCUGCAGGAUGGUCGGCGGCGGGAAGCGCAGGCCCGGCGGGGAGGGGCAGCAGUGUGAAAAGACAGUUGACGUAAAGAAGAGUAAAUUCUGUGAAGCUGAUGUCUCGAGUGAUCUUCGCAAUGAAAUAGAAAAUCAUUAUAAGCUUUCCUUACCUGAAGACUUCUAUCACUUCUGGAAGUUUUGUGAAGAACUUGAUCCUGAAAACCCAGCUGAUUCACUUUCCACAAGUCUUGGACUUCGCUUAGUGGGUCCUUAUGAUAUCCUUGCUGGAAAACAUAAGUCGAAGAAAAAAUUCACAGGGUUAAAUUUUAAUCUCCAUUGGAGGUUCUACUAUGAUCCUCCUGAGUUCCAGACCAUUAUUAUUGGAGAUAAUAAAACUCAAUACCACAUGGGGUAUUUCAGGGAUUCUCCUGAUGAGCUUCCUGUAUAUGUUGGUGUAAAUGAAGCAAAGAAAAAUUGUUUAAUUGUUCAAAAUGGAGAUAAUGUGUUUGCUGCAGUCAAAUUAUUUUUGAUGAAAAAAAUUAAAGAAGUAACAGAUAAAAAGAAAAGUAGUCUCUUGAAAAACAUAGAUGACAAACUCACAGAAGCAGCCAGAAAGCUGGGGUACUCACUGGAACAGAGAACCAUGAAGAUGAAACAGAGAGAUAAGAAAGUUGUGACAAAGACCUUUCAUGGUGCAGGCUUGGUUGUCCCAGUAGAUAAAAAUGAUGUUGGAUACAGAGAGCUCCCUGAAACAGAUGCUGAUCUUAAGAGAAUUUGCAAAAGAAUUGUUGAGGCUGCAAGUGAUGAGGAGAGACUAAAAGCAUUUGCUCCCAUUCAGGAAAUGAUGACUUUUGUGCAAUUUGCUAAUGAUGAAUGUGAUUAUGGCAUGGGGCUUGAAUUGGGAAUGGACCUCUUUUGCUAUGGUUCACACUAUUUUCAUAAAGUUGCUGGCCAGCUUUUACCUCUUGCAUAUAAUCUGUUGAAGAGGAAUCUCUUUGCAGAAAUCAUUGAAGAUCAUCUAGCAAACAGAAAUAAAGAGAGCACAGACCAACUUGCAGGAUGAGUUUGCUUUGUUUGGUGUACAAUAUUUUAAAAUGUUAGUAUCAAACUUGUUUGGUUUUUUUUUUAAAGAAUAGAAUAAAUAAACAGAUGGAAACAUUUACUAAAAACUUU